Aplysia californica (California sea hare) is the source of this 695-nucleotide messenger RNA. RefSeq lists its product as uncharacterized. The coding region runs from base 173 to 625 and encodes 150 amino acids. Lineage: Eukaryota; Metazoa; Mollusca; Gastropoda; Aplysiida; Aplysiidae. The transcript has 4 exons. The record is from RefSeq and is a predicted model, not a curated record.
AAUUCAUACGAAACAGGAAAUAUCAGUCUACCACGAUCUAUCAUGCCUUCUAAAUGAGCGCUUUUGCAUCUCUCUCAUUGUGGAGGCUUAUCGAAGGACUGAAAAGGGACUGGAGGUCGAUCUCCGGUCGAGUGUGAUUGACAAACAAGGGAGACUACUGUGGCAGGGGCUGAUGGUGGGACUGUCGCUGCUCGGAGGCAAGAAACAGGGGUCCCGCCCUACUGUGAUACCACCUGAGACCAAGGUGUAUAAAGAAGAAGUGAUAGAGCCCAAAUCUAGCACAGGGCCGGACUUUGCCAAAGCGACCAUGGACUACCAGCCUCAGCACCUCAAUACGUUGACGGCCAAACUGGUAGGGUUUGACAAACCCAUUGCUCACGGCCUAUGGAGCAUGGCCGUGGCGGUGGACAGGAUAAUGAAAAACGAGAAAUGCUAUAAGAACACGUACCCUUUCCACGUAAACGUGACGUUCAGGCGACCAUUUCCACUUGGGAGCCAAGGACUUCUAAGGUAUGAUGAGCCGGCUGGAGAAAAGAAUUACAGCAAGUUUAAAAUCAUCAAAGCAGACAAUCGCCAAGGAACUAUACUCGAAGGCGAAAUUUAUACAGGAGAAAAGAUGAAGUAACAAGGACGAUGGAAAUGUCAUCGCAUUUUGUUAUCUGUCCUAUUUUUAUAGAAUAAAAUGUGCAUUGUUA